This is a messenger RNA of Astyanax mexicanus (Mexican tetra), 3881 nucleotides long. It is a transcript of the gene lamp1b, whose product is annotated as lysosomal associated membrane protein 1b. Gene Ontology annotation, cellular component: membrane. The record is from RefSeq and is a predicted model, not a curated record. NCBI's taxonomy places the organism in Eukaryota, Metazoa, Chordata, Actinopteri, Characiformes, Acestrorhamphidae. Bases 302 to 1045 code for a protein of 247 amino acids. The transcript has 6 exons.
CAUGACUGAAUAUUUCUUCCUGGUGCUGAGAGCGGUCUGCGGCCAUGAGAGCAAAACAAACCGGAGCAGCGGGACUGUGUGAGCGGAGUUUAUCCAGGUUAUAGAUUUAAAACACCGAGAAUACUGCUCCUGAGGGUCCGGGGGAAGAAGCACUGGAGCCGGUCUGAGCACUGUAGCAGCCCCGCGCCGCCUGGAGCUCAGUAAAUACAGCUGUGUGUGUUUGUUCAUCAUCAUCCUCCUCGUCCUCAGGCCCUCAGUGCUUUAAUCUCUGCUGCUCUUAACGCUGUUCUUUACUGGAAACAUGAUCCCUCAGCGCUCAAAACAGCCCCUGCCCGCCGCUCUCACCCUCCUCCUGCUGCUGGCUGUAACGCUACAUCCAAGCUUGUCCAAUGAUGUGCCGACCACCACAUCUCCUCCACCUCCCCCCUCACCCCCCGGCAAACCCCAGCGAGGGGACUACAAUGUUACCAACAACGGCACUGCCUGCCUGAUGGCAAGCAUGGGACUGCAGCUCAACAUUACCUACAUGUCUCUCACUCAGGGCAAGGCCGUCCAAGAGAUCAUAAACCUGCAACCAAACCUGACCAAGCACUCUGGAUCCUGUGAAGCUGACAGUGCCACCCUCAAACUCACAGAAGACAACACUAACCUGACUUUCAUAUUCUCUUUGAAUUCUACAUCUAACAAGUAUCGCCUCAGUGGGCUGGAGCUCUCAGCCAAGUCAUCAGACAUGGCUCAGCCUCUUUCAGUCAGUAACACCAGUCUGGAUUACCUGCAGGGAACUGUGGGGUUCUCCUACAUGUGUCGUGAUGAACAGUCCUUAAAAGUUGGGCAGAAUUUCUCCCUCAGUACCUUCCAGCUUCAGGUGCAGCCGUUUAAUGUCACUGGAAAUCAGUUCGGAGCAGCUGAAGAAUGUGCGCUGGAUGAAGAUAACAUGUUGAUCCCCAUCAUCGUGGGAGCCGCCCUGGCUGGCCUGGUGCUGGUGGUGCUGUUGGCCUACCUGAUUGGGAGGAAGAGGAGUCAUGCUGGAUACCAGACCAUCUGAACCUGCUCACGUGAGCUUCCAAGCCAGAAGGUGCAGCUGCCUCCGCCUCCGCCUCCACCACCACCACCACCACCACCACCACCACUACUACUACUACUACUACUACUACAUCAUCUACCACCACCUUGUGGACUCAAAACGCACAACACCUAAACCUGCUCAUUUUAACCCGCCCUGCUCAUUCCUACGCUGCCAUUCCCUUGAUUGCCUGAGGUGGCUCUGUGUCUUCUGGACUUUGAGUUGUAUAAACGUUGGAAAAUAGUGUAAGAAUAUAAUAAUAAUGAUAAUAAUAAUAAUAAUCCUGUGCCACUGAGACUUUCUGAAGUGGGUGACAUUUAGCAUCACUACAAGGUUGUUAUAGCUUGCAUAUCUCAUAUAUCAGAUAAACCAUAGCCUGACUGAAAACUGACUCUCAGUAUAGAAUCUCCUGUUAAAGUGUGGCUUAGUUGAAAGAAGCUAGAUUUAACCCAGGCUUGGAUCACUCGACUGCAGUAAAGUUACGGUUAAGGCUUCUACAGGUCAAAAACGUCUGAUUAAAGAACGUACUGUUGGGUGUAGGAGGAUUAUUUAGGGACAAUAGCUGCUAUAGCUUUGGUUGUUUUAUUUUUUAUUUUUUUUCAGCACAUCUAAAAGGGAGUACGUAACGCUUGUCUUGCUCCUAACCUCAUGAUCUAUGCUGGAAAUGAUGAUGGUAGGUGUUAGUUUAGAGUCUGGUGUUCUUUUUUGUUUUUUUUUUGUUUCCAAGUAAAAUUCCACAGCCAGCCUUGGUCACUGCAUAUUAUGGUAUGCCUGUUGAUGAUGUGAAGGAGAGCUGUUAAAAAAAUACUAAAGCCCUCCCAAAAUGGUCAGCUCCCUCCUCCUUAGCCCUGCACUUAAAUAUGUUACAUUCUAGAUUAAAUUGUAAGUAAUGGGGGGUUUUCUUUCUAAUCCUGCUAUUAUUGCGUCUAAAACAAUGAAAACAUCAUAGGAUCAUAUUGAGCAUGAGAAUAAAAAAUAAUAAUAAUAAAAAGAUGUACAAAACAGUGAGGGCAUUUACAUGCACUUAGAAAUCCAUUCACUAUUGGAUUACUGCAGUUAUCUGAUUAUUUAAGUAGUUCAGAGAACCGGUAGAUAAAAAUAAAUCAGAUUUAGGAAAACGAGAGAUAAAGAGAGCUCAGUUUUAGCUCAGAUUUCUCAUAACCCUUUUCUAACAUUGUGAAUGGACUCCAUUCCAGAUUGUGCACCUAAUUUUGAACCAUUUGGUGCAUUUCAACAAAAAUAAAUAGGUUCUGCAUCCGAAAAUAGUAGGUUUUCUUUUAGUGCAAACUGAGGGCCGUUGUGUUAAACUCUCUCUCUUGAUACCGUAUUCUGUGACAUAUUCUCAAUUCCGCUAAAACUGGUGUAAAACAGACUGGUUUGCCGAAAAGCACCAAGGUUCUUAUGAGCCUGAAUGAAACCAGUUCCAGAAUCAGAGUUAUUUUGGUCAAAAAUGGUCAAAAAUCAGUCUGUGCAUAAGUGAAAACAGACCCUGGUGCUUAAAAUAAGCAAACUGCAUUUAACACAGCACCCACCACAAGAUGGCGACAAAAGACCUCCACAGUGUCAAUGAAAUCUAUGGAUCUUCUUUCUGAUAUAUGUUCAGAUUGAGGCUCAUUUUGUUUAAAAAAAAAAAAAAAAAGGAAAGAAAAAAUGCCACAUGAAGAUUGGGUUAUACUUCUUUUUCUCUGAGUUUAUUGGCUGGGGCAAAUCAAAAAAUCCGAUUUUAUGCCUGACUCACAUAAACUCUUGAGUUUUCCCAUUAUAUAAACUGUGAGGUUAUCAGCAGUAAUCGGAUUUAUAAAGUGCAUGUAAACACACUCAGUAACUUAUAGGGGUGGGCAAUAUAGUCUAAAAUAUUCUAAAUAUUCUAAACAUAUAAUAUCAUAAUACUGGAAGGCAUUUUUUAGGACAUGCACAUAAUAUAAUAUGUUAUAGUAUUUUAUAUAAUUUGAGGGCUAUUGAACUACAACAGAGAAAAAAGCCUGGUGCAUUAAUGGUACAUUUACAAAACAUUUUGUCAUAAAAAUGUGAUUACAGUGAUUUUUAUUCAAUGUUUAUGUAAUUCCGCUUUCUUUAUAAUAAGUUAUGCAGUUAGACAGUGUUCAAAAAUGCACACUAAGCCAUGAUUUAUCUCAAAAAGGAUCAAAUCAUCUUAUUGCCCACCACUUAUGACUUGAAUUUGGCAUGUGAGUCAGCUUGUCUGUUAAUAAAAAAAUAUAUAUAAAAUAUUUACUUGUUACAGUACGACCCGAUGUUUGCAAACAAAUGUAUUUAUUAAUAUUGAUCAUUUGUAACAAACACUCUGAUACGUACAUACAUAAAUACACACAUACAUUUUUGCAGCUUAAUGUUAAUCAUCAGACCUGCUUACCCCCCAUCCAGCAUGUUAUGGAUUUGUGCACACUGAGGGAUAUGAUGAUUGGAUAAGUGGUUACAGGACUAUACAGAAGUUUUUGGAUUCUGUAUUGUGCUAAAUGAGGGUUUGUUAUACACUAAUAUGAAGCAGGAUUGGUUUGAUUUUUGAUUCAUUGAGAGGGACAAGUAUCAUUUAACGCUACUUUACAGCCUGAGAGGGGUGACAAAUAUGUAAAUUGAGUUACUGUUACAAAGGACGCACUGAAUAUAUGAAAGGAGUGUUAUAAUCUGCUUUUGCUGGUGUGUUACUGUGUGUUCUCUCUGACAGCUGUGUCCCUGCUUUGGGGCAGAAAAUGAGAAUGAUGUGUUGCAAUCCACUGCUAAUAGUUCUCAUUAUUGUUUUAAUAGAGAAUGUGUCCAUUUCUUAAUGUAAUGACAAAUAAAAGGGAAGAAUGGAGUUUGA